This is a messenger RNA of Paramormyrops kingsleyae, 2774 nucleotides long. Its product is annotated as SWI/SNF-related matrix-associated actin-dependent regulator of chromatin subfamily D member 1. The record is from RefSeq and is a predicted model, not a curated record. Lineage: Eukaryota; Metazoa; Chordata; Actinopteri; Osteoglossiformes; Mormyridae.
CGGAAAUCUCGGAUCCCUGUCCCGGAUAUCGCGAGAUCCGUGUACGCCGGUUACAGUCGCCGGCGAUUGACUUGAAUGGCAGAAGAUGGCGGCUCGGGGUGGAUUUCAGGCAGGCUCCGCAGCGGGAGUAGUUGGAGGAGGGAUGAAUCCUGGGCCUCAAAAUAGUGGCGGGCCGCCAGGAAUAGCUCCAGGAACACCCUCUGGCAGGAUGGGACCAUCAUCCGGGCCGCAGAACCACCUAUACCGUUCUCCUAUGCCUGGGCCUGGCUAUCCGAGACCUGGUAUGCCUCCUGGGAGCAGAAUGACACCACAGGGCCCGCCUAUGGGCCCGCCGGCUUAUGGUGCCAACCCUAUGACCCGGCCAGGUAUGCCCUUAAUGGACCCGACCCGGAAAAGACCAGCUCCUCAGCAGAUACAGCAAGUGCAACAGCAGGCUGUGCAGAACCGCAAUCAACACACUAAGAAGAAGAAGAUUGCUGACAAAAUUCUACCUCAGAGGAUCAGAGAACUUGUCCCAGAGUCACAGGCUUAUAUGGACCUGCUGGCGUUUGAGAGAAAACUUGACCAAACAAUAAUGCGCAAGAGACUAGACAUUCAGGAGGCCCUCAAGAGGCCGAUUAAGCAAAAACGGAAGCUUCGUAUUUUUAUAUCGAACACUUUUAACCCAGCGAAGCCUGAUGCAGAGGACGGGGAAGGCGCAGUGGCUUCGUGGGAGCUCCGCGUAGAGGGGCGGCUGUUGGAGGAUACUGCUGUGUCAAAAUAUGAAGCCACUAAACAGAAGAGAAAAUUCUCCUCGUUCUUUAAGUCACUUGUUAUAGAGCUUGACAAAGACUUGUAUGGCCCUGACAACCAUCUUGUGGAGUGGCACAGGACAGCCACCACCCAGGAGACUGAUGGCUUUCAGGUGAAGAGGCCGGGUGACGUUGGUGUUCGCUGCACUGUGCUGCUCAUGCUUGACUACCAGCCGCCUCAGUUUAAGCUGGACCCUCGCUUGGCUCGCAUGCUGGGGAUCCACACCCAGACUCGGCCAGUGAUCAUCCAGGCCCUCUGGCAGUAUGUGAAGACCCACAAGCUGCAGGAUCCCCAUGAGCGCGAGUUCAUCAACUGUGACAAGUACCUUCAGCAGAUAUUUGAAACUCAGCGGAUGAAGUUCUCAGAGAUUCCACAGCGUCUGCAUGCCUUGCUGAUGCCUCCUGAGCCAAUCAUCAUCAACCAUGUCAUCAGUGUGGACCCUAAUGACCAGAAGAAAACUGCUUGCUAUGACAUUGAUGUGGAGGUUGACGACACUUUGAAAACGCAAAUGAACUCCUUCCUGCUGUCUACAGCCAGCCAGCAGGAGAUAGCUGGCUUGGACCACAAGAUCCAUGAGACAAUUGAAACCAUCAGUCAUCUGAAGACACAGAGGGAAUUUAUGCUGAGCUUUGCCCGGGAUCCCCAGGGCUUCAUCAACGAUUGGCUGCAGUCACAGUGCAGGGACUUGAAGACUAUGACCGACGUUGUUGGAAAUCCUGAGGAGGAGAGGAUGGCAGAGUUUUACUUCCAGCCGUGGGCCCAGGAAGCAGUGUGCCGCUAUUUCUACUCCAAGGUGCAACAGAGGAGGCAGGAGUUAGAACAGGCACUUGGAAUCAGAAACACUUGAAGUUUGCAGAGUUAUACUGGGAAGGAGCUGUAGACCUGGAGACACAGGGGCCAGAGGGGUCUGUUACAACCUCAAAACUGGCCUUUUCUCAAAAAUAAAUACACAAGCAUAUUUUGUCACUAUUUCCUCUAGUCAGCCGUGAAAAGUGACCAUUCUGGAUAAUGUAACUCUCAUCUCUUUAUCCUGUCUGUCACAGCUGCCAAAGAAAAGGCCUUUGAGCGCAUAGGAAGGCCUAGUACAAGACUUGCCAUUUCAGCAAAGUAAAACACUUUCACAUUCCUUGUUUUACCCUCUUAUGAAUCUAUUUAUGGAUCUACAUGCUAACACAAUGAUGCUACAUUCCGUUAGCAUUUUAGCACUCCUUAUUUAGUGUUCCUGAAAUGUUAUUUUACUCUGUAUAAUUAGUUUGCAUAGACUUACCGUCUGUCUCAUAGCUUUGGUGUUGUCUCUCCAGUGCACCCUAAUAGUUUAGAGCCAUUUCGAGUCCAUUUAGUUUUUGGAGAUCCAGUGUUAGUUUGUAGUGUAAAAUAACACUCCUGUGUAUUAAAGGUGAGUGGUCAUAAUGAACAAAAGGGCAUGAUGUCAUGGCCUUCAUUUUUAUAUCUGCUGUGGUGUUUAGGCAGGUUAGUGAGCCACAUUAUUAGGGUUGUGUGCAUUACGGGUCUGUGCAAAGGUCUGUCGUAGCGGCGUGGGGGGGGGGGGGGCUCGCGGCUCGAUGUUUUUGUCUCUAUUUCCUCACACACAGAGACUUGAACUUUGUUUUGUCUGCCCAUUCAUUGAAUUUUGGAGUGUUCUCUUGACAAUGUCUUUCUGAUCAACACUCCAUUGUUAUUUCAAGCAUUAGAGUGUUAAAUUAUAAUUUUUAAAUAUGGAAAGCCACAAAAUAACAGUUGAAUUAGAACUAACAGAUUAGUGAAAAGCUUGUAUAGUCUUAUGGUAAAUUUUAAUAAUUGUAGUCACAUUCUAUACAUCUUUUCCUUUUUUGUCUGAGUAGUGCUCCUAUGUUUUAUUUUUUUAUUUUAUUAAAGUAGAAAUUAAGGACUGUAUCCCAUAUUACUAAACAAUUACAUGAAAAUGUUUGCUUUUGUUGUGUUUGACCACAUUGUUUUUGUUUAAAUAAAGACUUCAUUAUUAA